GUAGGAGAUGUAGGCUUCUGCAGGAAAUGGAUGUCACCCAGGAGCGGGGUGAAAACUGUUACUGCUACGUGCAAAACAGAACCAUUCGCUUGCAGUACGUUUGGUCGACCCUGCAGGUGAGAGUUAACAGCAGAGAAAUGUUCAGGUUUGAACCUGUUUCCGAAGAAAGCAACUGUCGUAAUUCAGAAACCGUUUUCGAGUUUGCUGCUUGUGCUAUUCAAAUCUUCUGGAAACCAGAGACCUCUACAGAAACUUCCAUAUGGAUGAAGCAAUAUGGAGAGGAUAUUUGUUUCGUAAUACGGCCCUUCAAAACUGAACCGUACACCGUGAGUGUGAAACGAAGAAUGCUAGAUGGAAUGCUCUUGUUUUUAUUUGUAGCUGGAAUUUUUCUGUUCCAUUUUGCAAACAGCCUGAGCAGGAGUACCAAGAUCUUUUACCUUUCUGGAGUAAUCCUGGGUGUUCUUGCUCUGCUAGUCUUUGUCCUGUUGACAUUUAAAAGGUUUAUUCCAAGGCACAGCACAUUCUGGAUCUUAAUGAGUGGCUGCUGGAUGUCCUCUCUCUAUUUUAUAUACUGCUUCAAAGAGAACAUGCAGUGGUUGUGGUCUGAACACAGAAACUACUUGUUGGGGUAUUUGCUGGCCGUUGGCACGACCAGCUUUGUGGCUUGUUACCAGCACGGCCCGCUUACGGCAGAGCGAAGCAUAACCUUGUUCGCAUGGACGCUGCAGUUAACAGCCUUUGUCCUGAUUUAUUGUGGUGUCACCAUACCCGAGGUUGCGUACGCGGUAAUAGCUGCCAGCCUCUGUUCCAAAGGCCUGCAUUACCCCCUCGGCGCUGCCUGUCGCGUUGGCAGAAAAAUGAAGAAUCGCUUUAAAUCAAGAAAUGUAGUGUUUAAAUACCUCACUGAGGAUGAGUAUCGAGAACAAGGUGAAGCAGAAACUCUGCGAGCUCUGGAGGAGCUGCGCUCGCUCUGCAGGAGCCCUGGCUUCCCGUCGUGGUUAGCUGUGUCCAAACUCCAGGCCCCGCAUAGGUUUGCAGAUUUUGUUCUGGGAUCUCCCCACGUCUUGCCUGCGGAAGCGAAGGUGCAUGACGAGGAAUACGGCAUCGGGAGCUUCUUCCUGGAAGAGCAGCUCUUUGAGAGAAGGGAGGAACCUGAGCAACACGACCCAGCCAGCUUCAUCCACGAAGGAGAUGAGGAGAAAGAAGAUGAAACGCACAGACGAACUGUAUUUCCAUACGCUACCGAGCUGCUCUGA
Apaloderma vittatum (bar-tailed trogon) is the source of this 1256-nucleotide messenger RNA. RefSeq names its product transmembrane protein 194B (gene NEMP2). The annotation marks the transcript as partial. The record is from RefSeq and is a predicted model, not a curated record. The transcript has 8 exons. Gene Ontology annotation, cellular component: nuclear envelope. Lineage: Eukaryota; Metazoa; Chordata; Aves; Trogoniformes; Trogonidae.